Molecule: messenger RNA, 816 nt
Organism: Ustilago hordei
Lineage: Eukaryota; Fungi; Basidiomycota; Ustilaginomycetes; Ustilaginales; Ustilaginaceae
Exons: 2
Coding region: 1-816 (271 amino acids)
Cellular component (GO): plasma membrane
Molecular function (GO): acetate transmembrane transporter activity
Source: RefSeq, a predicted model, not a curated record
AUGGCGACAAAAGGAUCCGAAGCAGCUUCAAACGAGCAUCCUACCUAUCAAAACCCUGACGGAACCAAUGGUCAUGAUUUCGGUCGUCAGAUUUCGGUCACUCUGACCCCGCAGCAGUUCGAAGAACUGUACCUCCAACCCUCGAUCAAGUCCCGUGGUCAAAUGGGCCUGGUCAAAACGCUCGGCAACCCUACAGCCCUCGGCAUCGUCUCAUUCCUUCUCAUCUUUGCCCCCACCUCAUGUUGUCUCAUGGGCUGGCGAGGUGCAACCUCCAAUUCGCUCCUCGCUCUUAUCGGCGCAUACUACUUCAUGGGCGGUAUGGCACUCUACGUAGCCGGAAUCCUCGAAUUCAUCAUUGGCAACACCUUCCCCGCCCUCGUAUUCACCUCCUUUGGCACCUUCUGGCUCACCCUAGGCGGCUAUCUAGACCCUAGAUUCGCGGUUCAAUCUACCCUUCUCACCGCUCAAGGUGGCUCUCCAGAAGUAUACUACGUUCCUUUUGGGUUCUACCUUGUCUUCUGGGCCGUCUACACCUAUUUCCUCACCUUCGCCGCGUUCAGGACUAAUGUUGUAUUGGUGUGGAUUCUGCUCUUUGUUGCGCUCGCAUUUAGUACAUUGGGUGCCGCGUAUCUCAAGUUUGGAGAGGGAGCAAACGCUAUGGCGGGUAACCUGGUUACUGCGGCUGGUGCCUGCGGUUUUACUGCUUGCAUGGGCGGGUUUUAUAUUCUACUGCACCUGUGCUUGGCUGCGACGGACUUCCCUUUCAACAUCCCUCUGUUCGAUCUUGCGCACUUGUGGGGCAAUAAGCAGCAGUGA